AUGUCAAAAUUGGUAAGAAGAACAAUACUACCCAUACUAACAUUAACUAUUAUAAUAUGUUUCCUAUUGAUUCAAACUAAUAAUGAGUCAAUAAAUAACUACCAAUCUUAUCCAAUUUUUGACUCAAUAAGUAAUCAUUUCACAUUUACAAAACAAGAAGUAGAAACAAUACCGAAACAACCAUUGAAAAAACAAGAUGAUGAAGAGCAUAAAUUAGAUCCAUGUACUGUUUAUAAUCCAAUUAGUAAAGGUUACAUAGAUUUAAGUGGUCUUUCCUCAAUUUCAAACGAAGGUAAAGCAUUACCAUUUAAUGCCAAAGGUUAUGAUUCAGGUAAAAAUUAUACUUUAGGGAUAUGUUCAAAUCCAUUUAAACAACAUCAUGAUAAUUUAAAUGAAAUUCAAGAUAAUGUAAAUCAAAGUUUAAUUGGUGGUUUUUAUAUAAACGAUCAACAUAAAUAUGUUUCAAUUGGUGAAUUUUCAACCACCCCAAAAUUUAGAGGUAGAAAACUAACAUUAACUUAUGAAAAUGGUUCAUAUUGUGAAAAUACAUUAGAUUCAUUUGGUAAAAAAUUAAGAAAGUCAACAAUUUUAUCAUUUACUUGUGAUCGCGAAAUUUCUGCAAAAGCUCAAAUUUCAUUUAUUGGACAAAUUAAUGAAUGUUCAUAUUUUUUUGAAGUUAGAUCUCAUAUGGCAUGUCCAACUGCUGCAAAAGAACAAAAGGGAAAUGUUAUACUAAUAUUAUUAAUUUUUAUUGGUUCAUUUGUUGGAUUAUUUUGGAUAACUUCAUUUUUAAAAAGAUUUAUGAAAACAAACAAUAUAGACAAAGUAUAA
Insectozyma verbasci is the source of this 831-nucleotide messenger RNA. The record is from the annotation of a GenBank genome assembly. NCBI's taxonomy places the organism in Eukaryota, Fungi, Ascomycota, Pichiomycetes, Serinales, Debaryomycetaceae.